CUUUAGUUCAUCAUCCCUUUAUAAUCGCCGUCGUAGAUCUUCAGUUUCACCGGCUUUUGGGAGGAGCCACACGACCAUGGAGGAACACCAUUGCUGCUUUUACUCGAAAAUGCUCUCAAAAUUCAGCUUCGGUUCAUUCCUAAUCAUCUUAUCACUCUUUCUAAUGUUUCGUCUGCUCUAUGUUCUAUACCGAUGUGGCAAACCUUUUCCCAAAGGAGCUUCAACGUCUUUUAGUACACUUAUUGUUCUUGGUUCUGGGGGACACACGGCAGAGAUGUUGAGUCUUCUCUCGGUUUUGCGGAUGGAUAGAUACACACCCAGGUUCUACAUUGCUGCUGCUACUGAUAACAUGAGUCUCCACAAAGCUCGUUCCUUUGAAGAUUCUCUAGCUCACAAGCCUUCUGCUGUUAAGGAAUCGUCCUUACAGUAUGCACAAAUUUACCGGAGUAGAGAAGUUGGUCAGUCUUAUGUGACUUCUGUUUGGACUACUCUUGUUGCUAUUGUUCAUGCUCUCUGGCUAAUGAUCCGGAUCAGACCACAAGUGAUUCUUUGCAAUGGUCCUGGGACUUGUAUUCCUCUGUGUGGAAUCGCUUUCUUGUUCAAGGUGUUGGGAAUUAGAUGGUCAUCCAUCUUUUAUGUUGAGAGUGUAGCAAGAGUUAAGAAGCUCUCAUUAAGCGGACUGCUACUGUAUAAGUUAAGGAUGGCUGAUCAGUUCUUUGUUCAAUGGCCACAUUUGCAAAAGCAGUACCCUCGGGCUCACUAUGUUGGCUGCCUGAUGUAACCUGACUUUGGGAACCAUCCUCACACACAGAUUUGCUACAAAACUUUGAAUACAUACAACGCCUACACUCUCUCAUUUUAUACAGGACUGAAUCACAUUUGGUAAUACUACUCGUAUUUGGUUGCUAUUAACUCAAUUGUUAAUUUCCGAAGUUGGUGAUAUCAUUCCACUGAGCUUACUGUGUGAUAUGGACAAUCUUCUUCAAAACUAUUUAUAUGAACUCAAAACUGUACAUAGAAAAAUGUAUCCCACUCGCUUGAACCAUUACAAAAUCAAACAAAAGAGCUUUUAUAUAGGAUUAUAUGCAUGAAUGUGCACACAACGUUUUUAUGUUUGUUUGUGUAACCCAUUCAUACAGCAACAUUUCACCAUGUCUGUGUACCAUCAUCCUCGACAGGGCUUGUGUUACUUCUCUUCAACUGCUUCUCAUCAAGAUAGUGCUGAUAGACAAACGAUAGGAAGCCCCAUAUAGCUAAAACGAUGGAGAAGAUCUUCGAUGCUUCCAUCUUAUCAUGGAAGACAAUCACAGCUAUGACUGGUACUAUAGGCAACCCCACAGCGGUUAUGGAGUUGGAAAACACAGAAGAUGACUCAAAGAUCAAACCCACAAGACCAACAGUGUAUACUUGCCAAGAGAUAGCUGCCGAGGCUAAGGUCAGGACAUAAGAAACUUGCCCAAGUUUGUAGUUUCUCAUCUCACUAGGUAAAGUUCUCCACUCUCCACUCGCAAAAAGUCCAAUGAGAAUUACACAGCUUGCAACUAGAGACUGGUAGAUAGUCAAGUCCAUAACUACUGAAGAUGUAUGCUCCUUGAAAACCUUCCUAAAGAGGAGUUGUAUCAAAGAUAACAGCAGUCCUAUCCCAGCAGAAGCGCCGAUGGUGCAUAUGAACCCGAUCACGUACUGUACUUGAGAGACAUUUGGUGUGUCUUCCGACUCGGUGUUAGCCACUAGGAGGGCAGAGGAGACAGUAAGGAGAAACAGAGAGUUGACUAUGAAGGGAGUGAACUUUUGUGAGUUAAGGAAGUAUGAGAAGAAGGCAGUGAAGGCUAACUGUGAGGCUAAGAUGAGGGAGAAGGUGGAAACAGGUAAGUAAAGUAAACCAAUUGCAUAGAGAUAAGCGUAAGCAGAUAGUAUAAGUCCAGUGCACAUGUAAACUGAUACAAGGGUUGUGAAGGAAGGGGACUGGUUGACAUUUGUAUCUGUUGAUUUUGGUUGUCUUAGUUGUGAAAAGAAGUUGAAGAGAAUCAAAACAGGGAAGCCAAUGAGUGGGAGGAGUGUUACCACGUAGGUGCUCUCUCCACCAUUUUCAUAGUACAAUCUACCAAGAAUUGUAGCAAGUGGUUGGCAGAAGAGGACAAAGAACACAUAGAUGGAGAGACGAAUCCACCUCUUAUAGUUCUUGGUUUGAGAUUCUGAUGAUGAGGAGGAUUCAGUUGCCUCAACAUCUAUCAGGUUUGCUUCUAAGUUCUGGUCACCUGAAAAGUUAACACUUAUGAUUAUUAGAUUUCUUGAAAAGAGUCAAACGAAGUACACUAUCAUGCAUCUUUCUUACCAUUGGCAUAGAGUUCUUGAGAUCUGUCCAUGAGAAAUGAGAAGGUGAGAAGAAAAGUUCAGAAGAAAUUUUUUUGUUGAUUGUUAUUUGUUUGAGAGCUCUCUUUAUACACAACUUGUAGAUAA
Molecule: messenger RNA, 2460 nt
Organism: Eruca vesicaria subsp. sativa (arugula)
Lineage: Eukaryota; Viridiplantae; Streptophyta; Magnoliopsida; Brassicales; Brassicaceae
Source: the annotation of a GenBank genome assembly